GUUUUUGUCUGUUUUUAACAAAUUUUAUGUGCUUAUUGUAAAUUUUCUUGUAUACUGUAAAUUGUUGAUGUGAAUAUUCUUAAUUCGAUAAAAAAAUUUAAGCAAUCAUGACAGUCGAGCAGAAGACUGAAAACGGAUUAGUUCAGUUUAAAAUACGGAUACCACCGAUUCUUCGAACACUAACGGAAAAACCGGGUUUACUUGACCUACGUAAUAGCAAACAAUCCACAGAAGUUGGGAGUGUUGUUAGAAAUAACAUCAUUCGUACGAAGCUCGAGCCAGUGGUGAUAAAAGCUAAAACGAUCAAAAUUUCUAAAGCUCCUCCGGAUCCGCCGUUGAAGACACCUAUAAGAGACAGACCUAUCAAGCGUGCAGUGCCUUUAGAAAAUCUUGACGAGGAGAUUAGAAAACCAAUCGAACAACCAAAAAAAAUCGAUACAUACGUAAAGAAACCACCAAAGGAGAAGAAAAAAAUCGUCCGAAAACAAUCGAACAGGAAGAUAAGCCAGCACAGUUUUCUCAAAAAACGAAGCACUCUCUCAAAAAAACCCAAGAAAAAACGCAGCGUAGGAAAAAUCGUAUCGAACCCAAACAUCCCAAUGAGCAAAACCACCAACUGCUUAAUCAAAACCAACAGAGUGGAGAAACAGUGGAUGUGCUGCACAGUAAACAACAGGUUGUGCAAAUCAGAAAUCGAAAUGCCGACUUACGAGUCCAAAGGUGUCGGAACCUGUACCGAUAGGCACUGCUCGAAUACGGCCAAGUUUUUCAAAAACUACCAUCAGGAAAAACUCGCCAGAUUGAACGAGCAAAUCAGAAACACCAACGCUGCCUCCUCGAUAUUCAAACCGAAGCAGAAAGAGUUGACUCCUACCGUCAGAUCGGCCCGUCAGGACAAACUCGAGAAACUUAACGAGGAAAUCAGAGAGAUGAACUCGAAGAGAUCACCGACGACGAAAUACAUACCGGCGCCGAUUGAGUUUAGGGAGAAGCUUCGAAAGAAACUCAACCAACUCAACACGGAGAUCAGGCUAACUAAUAAAAACCGGAUCGAUGCCACGAGAAGGCUAAUGUUCAUCAGACAAUUGAAGAAAAGAGCGAUGAAAAAGAAACUGACCCUAAACCGUCAACAGAAAGAAAUGGAAGAAGGAACGAAGCGAAACCAGAACAAAUUUAGUUUACCAGAGACCAUUCGAACUAACAAAAUUCACAAAAAACGCCACAGAAGUUCAAAUAUGAAAAAAUUCAGAAACUACAAAUAAGAUUUGUAGAAGCAUUUCGACUCUAUAUCACUAACAUCAAUUUAAAAUAGUAGUGUAAUCAUCUUAGUUCACAUUAAAAUGAUAAAUUCUCAUCAAUUUAUUAUUGUUC
Phyllotreta striolata is the source of this 1371-nucleotide messenger RNA. The record is from the annotation of a GenBank genome assembly. Lineage: Eukaryota; Metazoa; Arthropoda; Insecta; Coleoptera; Chrysomelidae.